Molecule: messenger RNA, 1050 nt
Organism: Amphimedon queenslandica
Lineage: Eukaryota; Metazoa; Porifera; Demospongiae; Haplosclerida; Niphatidae
Product: histone H4 transcription factor-like
Exons: 3
Coding region: 1-1050 (349 amino acids)
Biological process (GO): regulation of transcription by RNA polymerase II
Cellular component (GO): nucleus
Molecular function (GO): DNA-binding transcription activator activity, RNA polymerase II-specific; RNA polymerase II cis-regulatory region sequence-specific DNA binding
Source: RefSeq, a predicted model, not a curated record
AUGGCGACUUGUGAAUAUGUAUUUGUAUGUGAAUGGGUAUUACCAGAGACAGAGUCUUAUGAAGGAGGACUAUGCGGAUCAAAGUUUACCAACCACUCACUCUUCACCUCACACAUUCAAGACCACGAGUCCACGUUCCCCUCUGCCUCCUUUGAAGAAUGUCCUUGGAACGGCUGUCAAUAUGCACCUCUUGAUAAAUCAUUCUAUUCCUCUCAUUUGCUCUUUCACGCCUACCACACCUUCUUAAAAUUAAAAGGGGGAGAGUUUCAAGUGGCUAAGGGAUUACCAGAGUGCCAGAUGAGCAAGGACCUCAUUAAUACUUUUCCAGAGAGCCCCGAGGCUCGAAUGACCUGUUGUUCAUCGACUGCAAAGACUCUAUGGAACCUCACUGACCACACCCGUACUCACACCCACGAAAAAGUCACAGCUUGCAAUGGGUGUGGUCUUUUAUUCUCAAACACCACACGGCUCCGUGAUCACCUUCAAAGACAGGCCACGCCCUCUUCUCAGAGCCACUUCUGCAGCAUAUGCAAGAAGGCGUUUUUAACCGAGAGACUCUUAAAGGAGCACAUCAGAAAGCACAUUAACACGAUACAGUGCCCUCACUGUGCAAUGACUUGUACUAGUGAUUCUGCUCUCCUUAGACACAUCACUUACAGACACUCAAACAGCAAACCAUUCUCUUGUCCUCUUUGUCGAAAAUCAUUCAAAACAAAGUACUCGCUCUCCGACCAUCUCUCCACUCAUCGGGAGAAGUCGUUUUCGUGCUUUUCCUCUUCUUGUCAUUAUACUUGUAAGUCUGAGAAGUUGCUCCUCCAGCACAUGAAGAAUAAUCACUCAGAAAGUACAGGGGAACUCUAUUGUUGUCAUGUUUGCGAUGGAGCAAGGUUUUCUGUGGGUCUUGAGUUAACUAAUCAUUUGAAAACUGUCCAUGGGUUUCGUCUACCUCCUGGCCACUCAAGAUUUAGAUAUGUUUUGUGUGAUGAUGGUCUGAAGAGAUUACAGACAGUUAGACUGGAUAAAGAUGACAUGAUUUCAUCUAAUUCAUGA